This is a messenger RNA of Neltuma alba, 576 nucleotides long. RefSeq lists its product as uncharacterized. NCBI's taxonomy places the organism in Eukaryota, Viridiplantae, Streptophyta, Magnoliopsida, Fabales, Fabaceae. The transcript has a single exon. Bases 1 to 576 code for a protein of 191 amino acids. The record is from RefSeq and is a predicted model, not a curated record. Gene Ontology annotation, molecular function: nucleic acid binding; RNA-DNA hybrid ribonuclease activity.
AUGGAAGAAGUAGCGCGCAGGAGACUACAUCAUCAGAUUUUCCCCUGGAUGAAACAAGUGAAUGAACGAUGGCAAGCUCCCCCACCUGGGGUGGUUAGACUCGAUGUGGAUGCAUCAGUUCGCGACAAUCAAUAUGCAGCAUGCGGUGGAGUGAUUCGAGAUGAGAACAGAGACUGGAUCAUGGGAUUUCAAAAGCUACUUGGAACACAUCCAAUCAUGAUAGCAGAAAUCCUUGCCAUUAAAACAGGUUUAGAAGUAUGCAGAGAUUUGAAAUUCACACAUGUGCAGGUAUUUUCUGACUUGUUGGAGGCUGUGAACAUCCUGAUGAGAGACAGUGGGACACAACACCCUUUUCGUGAUGAGAUUGAGGCCACCCGACAGCUUUUAUAUGAGAACUGGAAUUUAUCAAUUCAAUAUGCUGAUAGAGAGGCCAUAGAAUGCGCAGACUGUUUGGCCAAGAAAGCGCAUGAUGUUGAUGGACAAACUGUCCUCCUACCAGAUAUCCCUUCAUAUUGUCGAAGUAGAAUUCUGCUAGAUCCACACCAUGUUGUAGAGGGAUCGAAUGUCCAUAUGUAA